Alosa alosa (allis shad) is the source of this 1437-nucleotide messenger RNA. RefSeq names its product death-associated protein (gene dap). Bases 157 to 480 code for a protein of 107 amino acids. The record is from RefSeq and is a predicted model, not a curated record. Gene Ontology annotation, biological process: cellular response to amino acid starvation; apoptotic signaling pathway; negative regulation of autophagy. Lineage: Eukaryota; Metazoa; Chordata; Actinopteri; Clupeiformes; Clupeidae. The transcript has 4 exons. Gene Ontology annotation, molecular function: death domain binding.
CGUACCGUUGCCAAACAAUGAGCAGGAAAAAGCCACGUUGACGACGAAGUCGAGUGAAGUCAGCAUUAACGUUACCUUUUGCCUGGGAAACGGGAAAAUCACCCCUGAAAUAUAUUGUCUUGGCUUUCUUCUUAACUAAUUAGAAUAAGAAUAGAGAUGUCUUCACCUCCUAAAGAGAAAAUCGAAACCAAAGCUGGACAUCUCCCUGCUGUGAAAGUGGGAGGUAUGAGGGUGGUUCAAAAGCACCAGGCCGCUGGUGAACCAGCUCCACCAGAGAAGAAGGAAGACGACGACGAUGAAGAAUACGUCAGCAGCAGUCCACCAAAGCCAACGGUUGUCAUCUCAGGAGUAGUUGCCAAGGGCGAUAAGGACUUCACCCCGGAGGCGGCACAGGUGGCCCACCAGAAGCCCGUCCCAGGGGUGCAGAAACUGCCCUCGGCUCACCACAUCAACCAGCACAUCCACCAACCACGCAAGUGAGCCCCCACGCAGGAACGCCGCACCGCACCGCGGGACGACAUGGGACCACACCAAAGCCCAGUCACAUCAACCAGCGCACCAACCCAAUCAAACGACCCGACCAAUGCAUUAACCCAACCAAACGACCCGACCAAUGUGUCAACCCGACCCGACCCCAUAACUCACCAGUCCAAACGACCCGACCCAACUCAACCAAACAACCAACCAGUCACUCAACAAACAAACCAAAUUGCCCAACCAAAUCCCUCAACAAACCCAUCGCACCCAUCCACCAAUCCGAACAAACAACCAGGUCACUCGACUAACCAACCAACGAAUCAUCUCCACCACCUGCCUGCCCGCAAGUGCUCAGGUUACCCAGGGACCACUGCGCCUCGCCAGGCAUUCCUUAUGAUCACGCUCGUGCCCUAAGCCCCGCCUACACACUAGCCUUCGUCCAAUCACCAUAGCCAGAACAGAUACACUCUCUCCUGUCUCCGUGCAGAUGAUGACCGUGAUGAUGAUGAUGAUGAUGAUUAUGAUGAGAACACUAAAACUGUUCAGGGUUUAAUAUCAGAGUAAUUUUAUUUAGAUUGAACAUAUUCUUGUAAUGUUAAGGGGAUGUAUUUAAUAAGAAAAUUAGAAGAUUUUUAUUUUUAUUUCUUUUUUUUUUUUGUCCUGUUUGACACAUUAUUUUCUGGAAUUGUGUAAAUUGUAUAAAACCUAAGUGAUGUCAUGUGAAAGGAUUGUGAUGUUAGAGGAGUUAGGCUUUAGUCUACGUGUGGCUGUUGGAAUAAAAAUAGAACAUGAUCAAAACAAAAAAAUGCCAAUUCUGAGCACCUAUGUCCCUUAACUAACAGUGUGGUGCUUACAACGCUUCUAUGUGCUUAGUCCCCCCUGAGACUGAACACAGAUGAUUGCUAUUCCUUCAUUAUAAUAUCUAUUGUGUUGGAUAAAUACAUCUGGUAUUUGACGCCA